Molecule: messenger RNA, 1789 nt
Organism: Glycine soja
Lineage: Eukaryota; Viridiplantae; Streptophyta; Magnoliopsida; Fabales; Fabaceae
Product: UDP-glycosyltransferase 79B30-like
Exons: 1
Coding region: 187-1566 (459 amino acids)
Molecular function (GO): UDP-glycosyltransferase activity
Source: RefSeq, a predicted model, not a curated record
UUCAGCUAAAACAGUCUAUAUGGGUGAUUUUUUUGGUACAUUUUUCAGCCUCGGUAUAAUACAGUACUUCAUUGGAAAUUCAUUUCAAUUUAAUUACUUUUAGUUUAAUAUACAAAUAAUUGGCUGAAUGGUUUUUGUGUCACUCAAUUGGUUCAGUAGUUGAACCUGCAACAAGUCCUGGCAGCUAUGGAUGCACACGCACCAUCUAUGCACAUAGCAAUGUUUCCAUGGUUUGCCAUGGGCCACUUCAUCCCAUUUCUUCACCUCUCCAACAAGUUAGCAAAGAGAGGCCACAAAAUCUCCUUCUUCACCCCCAGAAGAACACAAACCAAACUACAACAUCUCAACCUUCACCCACACCACAUCACCUUUGUCCCCAUCAAUGUUCCUCACGUUGAUGGUCUUCCUCACGAUGCUGAAACCACUUCAGACGUGCCCUCCUCUUUGUUCCCACUUAUUGCCACCGCUAUGGAUAGCACAGAGAAGCACAUCGAACUUCUCCUAAGGGAACUGAAGCCACAAAUUGUCUUCUUCGAUUUCCAACAUUGGUUACCAAACAUAACACGAAGCUUGGGCAUAAAGUGCAUACAAUACUGGAUACUUAAUCCAUCAACUAUAGCAUACCUCUGGAACGGACCAAGGCAGAUCCAAGGAGGAGAGUUAACCGAAGUUGAUCUUAUGAAGCCACCUAAGGGGUUCCCUGAUUCAUCCAUCAAGCUUCAUGCACAUGAACUUCGAUUCCUUGCUGCCACAAGAAAACUCGAGUUUGGAAGUGGUGUUUUCUUGUACGAUCGCCUGGGCCUAGGUUCAAGCUUGGCAGAUGCUAUUGGAUUCAAAGGUUGCAGAGAAAUCGAUGGUACAUAUGCUGACUAUCUUGAAAUCGUGUAUAGAAAACCUGUUCUAUUUUCAGGGCCUAUUUUACCCGAGCCACCAAACUCUACUUUGGAGGAAAAAUGGGUUUCAUGGCUUGAAGGAUUCAACCCUGGUUCUGUUGUUUUCUGUGCAUAUGGAAGCGAAGGCUCGUUACCGGAAAAUCAGUUUCAAGAGUUGUUGCUUGGUCUGGAGCAAGCAGGUUUUCCAUUUCUUGCAGCACUUAAGCCACCUAAUGGGUUUGAAUCUAUUGAAGAAGCUAUGCCAAAAGGGUUCGGAGAAAGGGUUCAAGGAAGAGGGAUUGUAGAUGAAGGUUGGGUGCCACAACAAUUGAUCUUAGGACACCGUUCUGUUGGGUGUUUCAUAACACACUGUGGAGCUGCUUCUGUGACAGAGGCACUUGUGAAUAAGUGUCAGUUGGUGUUCUUACCUAGGUUGGGUGCUGAUCAUAUUAUAAAUGCAAGAAUGUUUAGUAGAAAGUUGAAGGUUGGCGUGGAAGUAGAGAAAGGGGAAGAAGAUGGGUUGUUCACAAAAGAAAGUGUAUGCAAAGCUGUGAAGACUGUGAUGGAAGAUGAGACUGAGGUUGGAAGAGAAGUGAGAGAAAAUCAUGCCAAACUGAGGAACUUCUUACUAAGAGACAAUUUAGAGUCGACGUGUGUUGAUGGUUUCUGUCAACAACUUCAAGAUUUGUUAUAAUUUCUGAGCUUUAAAGUUCAAAUGAUGGACGAGUUUCCCAGUUGUUUACAAAUAAAUUUGUUCAACGAAUGUUGUGCAUUUGAUGAAUAGGAGCACUUAUUAUUUUCUAAACUAAUUCUGAGUUUCAAUGGCUGCGAAUCUAAUUAAGUUGUUCAAUUAUCAAAUGUGUGUACUCAUUAAUGAAUGAUUCAAAUUAAAUACACGUACUCCACGCUUUCUUCUC